Messenger RNA from Venturia canescens, 998 nucleotides. It is a transcript of the gene mRpL16, whose product is annotated as mitochondrial ribosomal protein L16. The transcript is spliced from 5 exons. Gene Ontology annotation, molecular function: structural constituent of ribosome; rRNA binding. Lineage: Eukaryota; Metazoa; Arthropoda; Insecta; Hymenoptera; Ichneumonidae. Gene Ontology annotation, cellular component: ribosome; mitochondrial large ribosomal subunit. Bases 217 to 942 code for a protein of 241 amino acids. Gene Ontology annotation, biological process: mitochondrial translation. The record is from RefSeq and is a predicted model, not a curated record.
CCGAGGCCCGCAGGUCGUGUGUGUACAGUUCGUACAGUACGACGACUGCUGGAGUCGUCGUCUCGUCUGCUGCAGAUUUAGAGUAGAGCGAGUAGAGCGAUUUACCAGGAUUUACAUCUUACAUCUGACAUACUCGAUUUACAAUCAACAAGUUCAGAAGAAACAUUAUUCUUGUUGAAAGUUUCUUCAUUAAGUGUUCCAAAAAAAAUAACAAUCAUGUUUAUUCGACAUAUAAAUUUCCGUGCACUUCUGCCCGGACGGAUGCCAGUGGUUUUCACACAAGUAGCAGGUUUUAAAGAUUUCGAACCACCACCUGUUUAUCCAGAGAUUGAAUUUCCGGAACGACCUAAACUGAGAGUUCUUGAAAGAGCACCACAAUAUCCAGCAUCUAUGAAGCCAUUUAAAAUGCAGAAGAGGCUGAGAUAUAUGCGUGGACCUGAACCAACCCAUACGUUUUUCGUUCACAAGCAAUUUGGUAUCAUAGCACUCGGAGGUGGAAGGCUCAAAUAUGGACACUUUGAGAUGAUUCGUAACACACUUGGAAAAAAAAUCGAUACAAAAAGAAUGUUUGGAAUGUGGAGAAUUGAUGCUCCAUGGCAACCUGUUACUUGCAAGGGACAAGGACAACGCAUGGGUGGUGGAAAAGGAGCUAUAGAUCAUUAUGUCACACCAAUCAAAGCUGGCCGCGUUAUAAUCGAGGUUGGCGGUCACUGCCAAUAUUUCGAAGUAAAGAGAUUGCUCGAAGAAAUCGCUGCAAAAUUACCAUUCAAAGCGAUGGCCCUCACUCACGAAAUGCUCGAAGACAUGAAAAACGAAGAGAAGAGGUUGGAGGAAACUAACAAGAAUCCUUGGACCAUGAAGUAUAUCAUUCAAAAUAAUAUAGGGGGCUGUCACCAGUGGAUUUCACCGGUGGACAAGAUGUGGUUUGGUAAACAUCGGUAAUUUCAGUACUUUUACGCAGUUCCAAAUUUUUGUAUAUAAUAAACACAUCAAAAUAC